AUGGCAUCCGCCGCGGCCGUCGCCGUCGCCGUCGCCGCCCCAGGCAGCUCCACCGUCACAGCUCCGGUCCUUGGCCGCCGCCGCCGCCAAAAGUGGUUAUGCGGCCUUGUACCAGGACGGUCGUCGUCGUCGUCUGCUAGAGACAGAGUUGGUGGAGUCCGCCAGCGCAAGAUCCUUGCUCUGGUGCCGUGUUUGGGCCAUGAACGGGGCCCCCUCGUUCCGGCGUCUGACCACUGGGGCAACUGGACCUUCCUCCUAAGCACCGCCGCCCUGGGCAUCUGGUCGGAGAAGCGGACCCCCGUGGGCAAGGCGCUGAGCGGGGCGCUGGUGAGCGUCCUGCUGGGGCUGGCGGCCAGCAGCGCCGGCGUGGUGGCGGCGGACGCCCCGGCCUACCGCGUGGUGCUGGAGUACCUGCUGCCGCUGGCCAUCCCGCUGCUGCUCUUCCGCGCGGACCUGCGCCGCGUGCUCCGCUCAACGGGGGCCCUGCUGCUGGCAUUCCUGCUCGGAUCUCUGGCGACAACGAUUGGCACUGUGGUGGCGUUCCUGCUCGUCCCCAUGCGCUCGCUAGGGCCGGACAACUGGAAGAUCGCGGCGGCGCUCAUGAGCCGCCACAUCGGGGGAGCUGUCAACUACGUUGCUGUUUCUGAAGCUCUUGAGGUUUCUCCGUCAGUGCUGGCAGCCGGGCUGGCCGCCGACAACAUCAUCUGCGCACUCUACUUCACAAGCAUCUUCGCAAUAGCUGCGAGGAUCCCCGCGGAAGACCAUUCAGUCGGAGACGAUGCUGCUGGGGGUGACAGUGACAAGCAGAAGGAGCAGCAGCAGCACCACCAGUUACCACUACCACCCGUUGUGCACAGUGCCGUGGCCAUGGCGGCGGCAUUCGCCAUAUGCAAGGCAGGCAAGCUGGCGACGACCGUGCUUGGCGUUCCGGGGGGAAGCCUUCCCUUCAUAACAGCAAUCGUGGUGGCUUUGGCAACACUGUUCCCCUCUCACCUUGGUGACCUGGCGCCGUCGGCCGAGCCCAUGGCCGUCAUUCUGAUGCAGGUGUUCUUCGCUGUUGUUGGAGCCAAUGGAAGCAUCGGCAAUGUCAUCAACACCAGCCCUAGCAUCUUUGCGUUCGCCUCGGUGCAGAUCGCGGUGCACCUCCUGGUCACCCUUGGCGUCGGGAACCUGCUCGGCCUCCACACCAAGCUGCUGCUCAUAGCGUCCAACGCCAACGUGGGCGGCCCCACCACGGUCUGCGGCAUGGCCACCGCCAAGGGAUGGACCUCUCUGGUGGUUCCAGGAAUCCUUGCGGGCAUCUUUGGGAUCGCCAUCGCCACCUUCAUGGGGAUCGCUUUCGGUCUGGUUGUCCUCAAACACAUGGCAUGA
Miscanthus lutarioriparius is the source of this 1371-nucleotide messenger RNA. Lineage: Eukaryota; Viridiplantae; Streptophyta; Magnoliopsida; Poales; Poaceae. The record is from the annotation of a GenBank genome assembly.